This is a messenger RNA of Ficedula albicollis (Collared flycatcher), 1316 nucleotides long. RefSeq names its product membrane associated ring-CH-type finger 4 (gene MARCHF4). NCBI's taxonomy places the organism in Eukaryota, Metazoa, Chordata, Aves, Passeriformes, Muscicapidae. Gene Ontology annotation, molecular function: zinc ion binding; ubiquitin-protein transferase activity. The transcript is spliced from 6 exons. Bases 1 to 1089 code for a protein of 362 amino acids. The record is from RefSeq and is a predicted model, not a curated record. Gene Ontology annotation, biological process: protein ubiquitination.
AUGGGGAGAAUAGUAAAAGUUGCUAACCUGGACUUCAGCAAAAUAUUCGACCAUGUUUCCUACGGCCUCCUGGAUGAGUUGACCAGAUACACUGGAGGGGUGAUCUGUGAGAUAGGCUUAGGAGUUGCGAGAGCUGAUCGGGGGCUUUCUCCCGAGACCGCCGCCUGCGCCCCUGGACCCUCGGGCCCCGGCGCGGGCAGCCCGGCCGCCGAGGAGUGGGGCAGCCCCGCCGGGGAGCCGCCCGCCUCGCUGCCCAGCAGCACCUCCUCGGAUGACUUCGGCAAGGGCAAGGCCGAGGACCGCUACUCGCUGGGCAGCAGCGUCGACAGCGGCAUCCGCACGCCGCUCUGCAGGAUCUGCUUCCAGGGGCCCGAGCAGGGGGAGCUGCUGAGCCCGUGUCGAUGCGACGGAUCCGUGAAGUGCACGCACCAGCCAUGUCUGAUCAAAUGGAUUAGUGAGAGAGGCUGCUGGAGCUGUGAGCUGUGCUACUACAAGUAUCACGUCAUUGCCAUAAGCACAAAGAACCCUCUGCAGUGGCAGGCCAUCUCUCUGACAGUCAUUGAGAAGGUUCAGAUAGCAGCAGCCAUCCUGGGUUCCCUCUUCCUCAUCGCCAGUAUCUCGUGGCUCAUCUGGUCGACCUUCAGUCCUUCAGCCAAGUGGCAGCGCCAGGACCUGCUCUUCCAGAUCUGCUAUGGAAUGUACGGCUUCAUGGACAUUGUCUGUAUAGGUCUAAUAAUACACGAAGGGCCCUCAGUUUACCGGAUUUUUAAACGGUGGCAGGCGGUCAAUCAGCAGUGGAAAGUGCUGAACUAUGACAAAACAAAGGACAUGGAGGAGCAAAAAACAGGGACCAGGACAAAUCAGCGCCCCUCCUCCCAAACCAACCACUCGUCCUCCACUGGUGGUACAGCCACUAACUCCGCUCCGGCCGACAGCGGGGCACGGGCUGCCGGCCACGCCACAGGCACCCUCUCUGACCACCACUGUGCUUACACCAUCCUGCAUAUACUCAGCCACCUGAGGCCUCACGAACAGAGGAGUCAGUCUAGUAGUAACAGAGAGCUCGUCAUGAGGGUCACGACGGUCUGAGCCGAGGAAUUCAGGAGGCCUUAACACGAAGCGGAGGAGACAAAAGAACUCAUAAAGCAGAGGAGCAUGGUGUGCCUUUUUCUUUCUCUUUCCUUUUUUCUUUUUUUUUUUUUCUUCUCUCCUUUUCUUUUUUCAGUAACUGCACAAGAUAUAAGAGGCGGCACCUGGCCAGCUAAGGAAAAAAGCAGGUGGAGGGAGAGCUGCACACUCAUGCUAAAGAGGUUAAU